This is a messenger RNA of Trypanosoma cruzi, 543 nucleotides long. Its product is annotated as 10 kDa heat shock protein, putative. Gene Ontology annotation, cellular component: mitochondrial matrix. The transcript has a single exon. Gene Ontology annotation, molecular function: protein folding chaperone; metal ion binding; protein-folding chaperone binding. The record is from RefSeq and is a predicted model, not a curated record. NCBI's taxonomy places the organism in Eukaryota, Euglenozoa, Kinetoplastea, Trypanosomatida, Trypanosomatidae. The coding region runs from base 1 to 543 and encodes 180 amino acids.
AUGGUUGUCUUCCGCCGGUGUCUCUGCCAUUCCCUCCAUCCCCUCCCCUCCUUUCUUGUGCCCCCCUUUUUUUUUUCUUUUUCUUUUUUUGUUUCCACCCGUGUCUGUGCACAUGUGAAGAACACAAAGCGACUGCCACAACAACACGCGAACACCGAAAAGAAAAAAAGAAAAAAUAAAAAAGAAAAGAAUUCACCUCUUCUUCUUUUUCCGAAACAGACGCAUCACAUCACUUCGCCAAUGUUCCGCACCACCGUCUCUGCUCUCAAGAAGCUGCAGCCGCUGGGCCAGCGUGUGCUGGUGAAGCGCACCCUUGCGGCGAAGCAGACGAAGGCCGGCGUGCUGAUCCCUGAGCAGGUUGCCGGCAAGGUGAACGAGGGCACCGUGGUCGCGGUUGCCGCUGCGACGAAGGACUGGACGCCCACCGUGAAGGUGGACGACACGGUGCUGCUCCCUGAAUUUGGAGGCAGCAGCGUGAAGGUGGAGGGCGAGGAGUUCUUCCUCUACAACGAGGACUCUCUGCUCGGUGUGCUGCAAGGCUGA